CGUUUUGGGGUGAUAUUCGUGUUAGUAAAUCCACAAGUCCAUGGAUUAGACGUGUUCAGGGACGUGUUCGCUGUCUCAUGCUCUACAUUUGAUAACGGUCAGUUCCCAUUGUGCUGUAUUUUUAUAUGGAUUCUUCACGUCGGAUUACAUUAUCUACAAGUUUUCUUAGGUUUCGCGAAUGCACCACCACUCCCUCCGGUUGCUACACUGCCAAGUCACAGGUAACCCUGCUAUUCACCGCUAACUGUAACUGUAGGUGCAGCGGGUGUUGACAUAGCGCCUUAUGCAUACACAACUCACGGUUGACGACUUUUUUUUAAAUUAUUAACUCUUAAUGAAAAAUAACGUCGCUCAAGGACUGUCGAGCGGAGCGCCGGGUGCUCCGGGUUCGACUGGUCAGGUCUGAGGCGGCAGCAGAAGGCGCCGUGUCCGUCAUGGCAGAAACGCUGCGGAGCGGCGGGACGGUUUGAACUUUCUCCCUGACGACGUCAACUGUCCAGUGGCCGCCAUGUCGUCUGUUAUGGAGGAUCCAGCUCUGGAGAGACACUUCAAGGAACACAAAGAUGCCGUCACCUGCGUGGACUUCAAUCCAAACUGCAAACAGCUGGCCUCGGGGUCAGUGGACAAGAGCCUGAUGAUCUGGAAUCUGGCUCCAAAGGCGAGGGCCUUCCGCUACGUUGGCCACCAAGACUCCAUCACCGGCGUGCAGUUCUCCCCCUCCGGUGACCUCGUGGCCACGUCCUCCAAGGACAGAACGGUCCGGCUGUGGACCCCUUCCACGAAAGCGGCGUCCACGGCGUUCAAGGCGCACACGGCCGCCGCCCGCAGCGUGUCCUUCUCCCCCGACGGCCUCAGACUGGCGACGGCGUCCGACGACAAGUCCGUCAAGGUGUGGAGCGUCCACCGGCAGAGCUUCGUCUGCUCCUUCACCCAGCACACCAACUGGGUGCGCUGCGCCAGGUUUUCUCCUGACGGGCGUCUCAUCGCGUCCUGCGGGGACGACGGCACCGUCCGGCUGUGGGACACGUCCACCAAGCGCUGCAUCAACUGUUUCACGUACCACGGAGGAAGCGAAACGUUUGUCGGUUUCAACUCUAGCGGCACCUGCGUGGCGUCCUCGGGGGCCGACAGUUCCCUGAAGGUCUGGGAUCUACGGACCAACAAGCUGAUUCAGCAUUAUCAAGUCCACAGUGCGGGAAUCAACAGCUUCUCCUUCCACCCGUCCAACAACUACCUGAUCAGCGGCUCCAGUGACGGCACCGUUAAGAUCCUGGACCUGCUGGAGGGCCGCCUCAUCUACACGCUGCACGGACACAACGGCGCUGUAUUGACUGUAGUGUUCUCCAGGGCGGGAGAGCUCUUUGCCUCGGGGGGAGCCGGCGGUCAGGUCCUGAUGUGGAGGACGAACUUUGACACCAAAUCCUACCAGAACGUCCUGCAGCAACACAGCCGGAGGUCCACCCCGGAUCCCCCGCCCCACGUGGCCGACAUCCACCCCAGAGGACCCCACCUCCACCUCCCCAAGGCCUCAGCCAUUCAGAUCAGUCCGGCGGUGGCAGACACUCGGUCCACCGAUCCGCUCGUCGUGGAGUUCGGCCGAUCAGCGGUAAGCCGGCAGAGGGACGCCACCGUCGCAGAGACACACGCGACCCGACUCCCACUCGGGGUAGGUGGGAAAAUCUAUUACACACAAUCCUGGAAAAGGGAAAAUCCAAUUGAAAUGGUUUUAUGGAGAAAGUUCUACAAAUGCAUCAAAAACAUGAAAACAACACAACAACGUAAGAAAAGCCGCAAAAGGAAAUUUCAAGUUCACGCUGCGGCCACCAGGUGGCAGUACAGACCUCGUGUCUGCAGCAGGGUGUAA
This is a messenger RNA of Pungitius pungitius (ninespine stickleback), 1864 nucleotides long. It is a transcript of the gene poc1b, whose product is annotated as POC1 centriolar protein B. NCBI's taxonomy places the organism in Eukaryota, Metazoa, Chordata, Actinopteri, Perciformes, Gasterosteidae. The record is from RefSeq and is a predicted model, not a curated record. The coding region runs from base 509 to 1864 and encodes 451 amino acids. Gene Ontology annotation, molecular function: protein binding. Gene Ontology annotation, biological process: cilium assembly. Gene Ontology annotation, cellular component: centriole; ciliary basal body. The transcript has 10 exons.